Closterium sp. NIES-65 is the source of this 876-nucleotide messenger RNA. The record is from the annotation of a GenBank genome assembly. Lineage: Eukaryota; Viridiplantae; Streptophyta; Zygnematophyceae; Desmidiales; Closteriaceae.
AUGCCGUCUCCCACGUUUCCCCCCGUCGCCCGGCUUUCCCACCACGCACCACUCGCCUUCCCCCCCACAUACACCACCCAUCUUAUUCUCCCCACACCACCUGCCUUCCCCCACGCACAGCACCGACCUUCCUCCCCCCGCACCACCCGCCUUUGCCCAACACCACACGCCCUCGUGUUCCUCCUCAUACCCGCCCUCCUCCCCCCCACAUACCCGUCCUCCUCCCCCCUAUAUACCCGCCCUCCUCCCCCCGACAUACCCGCCCUCCUCCACCCCACAUACACGGGACAGAGGAGGAGGGUGAGAGGGGGAGGAGGAGAGGGGGAGGGAGAGAGGGGGAGGGACAGAGGGGGAGGGACAGAGGGACGGAGACAGUGGGGGAGGGAACGAGGGGGAGGGGGAGAGGAGGAGGGAGAGAGGGGGAGGGAGAGAGGGGGAGGGAGAGAGGAGGAGGGAGAGAGAGGGAUGGACAGAGGGGCUCUCUCCCCGUCAUUUGCCCCCGUUCCCCCGACCCCCUUCCCUGCUUCCCCCUAUCCCCUUCCCUGCUUCCCCCCAUCCCCUUCCCUGCUUCCCCCCAUCCCCUUCCUUGCUUCCCCCCAUCCCCUUCCCUGCUUCCCCCCAUCCCCUUCCCUGCUUCCCCCCAUCCCCUUCUCUCUCUCAGCCCAGUUGCACUCUCUCUCCGUCCUCUCGCACUCUCACUCUCCUUCCCACGACCCUCAGCCCUCCUUCCCCCGACCCUCUGCCCUGUUCCCACCUGCCCUCCCAAUCCCUGCCUUUCCCUCCCUGCCCUACCCUUCCCUUCCUCAUCCCUUCUCAACCCUUCCUUCCUUUUCAUGCCCUCCCCUUCCCCCUCAUUUCUCACUUUCCGCCCUCUAG